Messenger RNA from Rhizophagus irregularis DAOM 181602=DAOM 197198, 1062 nucleotides. The record is from RefSeq and is a predicted model, not a curated record. NCBI's taxonomy places the organism in Eukaryota, Fungi, Glomeromycota, Glomeromycetes, Glomerales, Glomeraceae.
AUGGCAUGCUCGAAAAUAUUUUUAGGAGAUUUACCAGAGUUAAUAAAUAAAAUCAUACAAUAUUUUCAUUAUGAUUAUAAAACAUUACAUUCGUGUAUACUUGAUAGUAAAGCAAAAUUUGAUGAAUAUGGAAUUAAUGAUAAAUUGUUACCUUCGAAUAAUAGAUUAUUCAAUUAUCCUAGUUUUAUUAAAUACUUGUAUACAGAUAAAAUAUUUUGUUCUAUUAAAUAUUGGGUGAAUAAAAAUUAUGAUAAUAUGGAUUUGAUUUUACAAAAUCCAAAUCUUAUAUGCAAUAUCAGAAAUUUAAAUUUAAAUGGUUAUGCCAUUCCAUUUCAAGAUUUUAUUCCACUUUUGAAAUUUUUAUAUUCUAAUUGUAAUUCAAUCUCAUCAAUUAUUUUUAAAUUUCCUGAAGUUAAUUUUAAUAUCAAUAAUUAUUCAUUAGUUGAAGAAUGUUUAACACAAAUGAUUGUUUCACAACAUAAUCUCAAAAAAAUUUCAUUUGGAAUUUUUUAUAAUUUAAAUUUAUAUAAUCCAGUUUUUGAUCAUUUAAAUGUUUUAGAAUCUAUUCAUCUUAUUAAUUGUAAUUAUUUAAAUUCUGAUUUUGUUCAACAAAUUAUUAAGGUUAGAUAUUUUUAUACGAAUGUAUUAGAUGAUAAUAAUAUUUACUUAAUUAUUAAAAAUAAUCAACAUAACAUUAAUUAUCUUACUAUUGCAAUUCUUCCUCCUAAAUUAGAAUAUUUAUGUUUAGUUCUUUUAUUUAAUACAAGUGAUCUGGAAAUAUUUUUAAAAAAUUCACAAAAUACUUUUAUUAAGAAAUUAUUAAUUAGAAAUAUAGUGAUGUAUGGAGAUGGAGAUGGAGAUUUUAAUAUUUUAUUUUAUAUAAAAAAAUAUAUUAUGAAGAAGGAAAGGGUUAAAUAUUUGGCUAUUUUAGAGGAAGAUGAAUUGUUUUUUCCAAAAAAAGAAGUAAAUGAAUUUAAAUUAUAUAAUAUUAUAGUUCAAAAAUAUCAUGAUUUAUGUAUUUAUAAUUAUAGUUAUAUAAUUAAUAAUUAUUUACAAUAUUAA